Molecule: messenger RNA, 2377 nt
Organism: Phacochoerus africanus (Common warthog)
Lineage: Eukaryota; Metazoa; Chordata; Mammalia; Artiodactyla; Suidae
Gene: APBB3
Product: amyloid beta precursor protein binding family B member 3
Exons: 12
Coding region: 602-2074 (490 amino acids)
Biological process (GO): regulation of DNA-templated transcription
Cellular component (GO): nucleus; cytoplasm
Molecular function (GO): transcription factor binding; amyloid-beta binding
Source: RefSeq, a predicted model, not a curated record
AUGGGUCUUCCGCCGUUUGAUGAGCCCACAGUUGAGCGGUGAUGUCACAGUGUGUGCUUUGGUUCUUGCCAUUUGCACGGCAAGGAGCAGCCACUCGGGGAUACGGACGCCUGUUUACACGCGCCACCUCUCGGCUGGAAGCGCUGCUCAGACCGUCCCUUCCCGCCCCUAGGAUCCGGCCUCUGCCCCGCCCCGAAUUGGUGCGGCGCCCGCUGGCUUGGCAGAUUCCAGCGCAGAGAGGCUGGACUUGUAGGCGCAGCAGCUCCGGAGGCGAGCUGGACUGAGUGAGGGCCGGCAAAGGCCGGCGGGGACGCGACCAGGGCUAUGCUGGGCAAGGAUUACAUGCUGGCCAUCAUUCUGGUCAAUUGCGAUGGUGUGCACGGAGGGUCCCAAUGGGAGGAUCGGGAGCUGAGGGGGGACGAGGAGGUAGCGUGAGAGGCUACCCCAGGCUCAAAGACAGGGAGGGGUUACGUACGUCUGGAGGUGAGCACCAGAGAACAAAUGAAUCCUGAUUUUUGCACUGCCAUAAGAUUGAGAAGCCUGGACCCUUAUUCCGGACCUUCAGCCCAAAGGUUGACCCUUUUGAGUUGGAGGAAGGGUUAUGACAAAGUGUGAUUCUGAGCCCACAAAUGUGCUUGCCCUUCUCCAAUCCCAUGUUUCUGUAGAUGACCUGUGGGGGGACCAGAGUCUGGAGGGGGAGCCAGGUCUGCCCCCUGGCUGGAGGAAGAUCCGCGAUGCUGCAGGUACUUACUAUUGGCAUGUACCCAGCGGUAGCACCCAGUGGCAGCGCCCAACCUGGGAGCCAGGAGAUGCAGAGUCAGGAACGAGGACGGAGGGAAUUUGGGGACUUCGGCCCCCCAAGGGAAGAUCCUUCUCCAGCCUGGAGAGCUCACUGGACCGGAGUAACUCUCUGUCCUGGUAUGGAGAGGAAUCCCACAUCCAGAGAAUGGAGCCGGGGGCCAAGUGCUUUGCAGUCCGCUCUCUGGGCUGGGUAGAGGUACCUGAAGAGGACUUGGUGCCAGGGAAGAGCAGUAUCGCAGUCAAUAACUGCAUCCAGCAGCUGGCCCAGACCCGUAGCCGGGGCCAGCCCCCAGAUGGUGCCUGGGGCGAGGGCCAGAACAUGCUGAUGAUCCUGAAGAAGGAUGCCAUGAGUCUGGUGAAUCCCCUGGACCACAGUCUCAUCCACUGCCAGCCUCUGGUGCACAUCCGUGUAUGGGGUGUGGGCAGCUCCAAGGGCCGUGACAGGGACUUCGCUUUUGUGGCGGGUGACAAAGACAGCUGUAUGCUCAAGUGCCAUGUGUUUCGCUGUGACGUCCCUGCCAAGGCCAUUGCCAGCGCCCUGCAUGGACUCUGUGCCCAGAUCUUGUCAGAGCGAGUCGGGGUCAGUGGCGAUUCCCCUUGCUGCUCUCUAGACCCCAUCUCCCCUGAAGACCUGCCUCGGCAAGUGGAGCUACUCGAUGCCGUGAGCCAGGCUGCUCAGAAGUACGAGGCCCUGUUCAUGGGCACCUUGCCGGUCACCAAAGCCAUGGGUAUGGAUGUACUAAACGAAGCCAUUGGUACCCUCACCACCCGUGGGGACCGGGAUGCCUGGGUCCCUGCUAUGCUCAGUGUAUCUGACUCUCUUAUGACGGCACAUCCCAUUCAGGCAGAGGCUGGUGCAGAGGAGGAGCCACUGUGGGAGUGCCCUGUGCGCCUCGUGACCUUUAUUGGUGUUGGCCGUGAUCCACACACCUUUGGCCUCAUUGCCGACCUGGGCCGUCAGAGCUUCCAGUGUGCGGCCUUCUGGUGCCAGCCCCAUGCGGGGGGACUCUCCGAAGCUGUGCAGGCUGCUUGCAUGGUUCAGUACCAGAAGUGUCUUGUGGCCUCUGCAGCUCGAGGCAAGGCCUGGGGUGCCCAAGCCCGUGCCCGCCUGCGGCUCAAGCGGACCAGCUCUGUGGACUCCCCAGGAGGUCCCCUGCCUCUCCCCUUGCUCAAAGGAGGGGUUGGGGGUGCAGGGGCAGCCCCUCGAAAGCGGAGUGUCUUCUCCUUCCUUGAUGCCUUCCGGCUGAAACCUUCUCUGCUCCACAUGCCCUAAGUUAAUUGGGGACGACUGGGGAAGGAGGCUCUGGGUCCAGGCCCAGCUCUAUCCCUUCAUUCCCCAGGGACCUGCAGCCUCUCACCCAUCAGAGCCUUUUCUGCCUGCCCCACUGACCCUUGUCCACUCUCUAUUUAUUGUUUAUAUAUGGAUGAUUGAGAGGCCCUGCACCACAACCUAGGCCCCUGGCUCUCCUCUCCCUGGGUCCUUGUUCUUGCCCCUCUUAAACCCUGGACAGUUGGCUCUACCUCAGCAACACUUUAUAAAAAAAUCAGUACAAAUAAAAAUCCCUCAGUGACCUCA